CACAACAUCUCUUGAAAACAAUAUGGCUUCUCGUGUCUUCAGCACCGCAAUCCGCACCGCCGCUCGCGCCAUCGCUCGCCCCGCAAUCCGCCCUGCUUCUAUCUUGGCUGCCAACGUCAAGACCACUGCCUUCAAGUCCGUUGUGGCUUCCCAGGCUCGUGGCUUCAAGACCCUUAACUUCGGUGGCUCUGAGGAGACCGUCUAUGAGCGUUCCGAUGUUCCCAAGGAGAAGUUGCUCGACACCUUCAAGAACGACACCAUUGCCGUCCUCGGUUACGGUCCUCAGGGUCGUGGCCAGGCUCUUAACUUGCGCGACAACGGUGUCAAUGUUAUCAUUGGCCAGCGUGAGGGUAAGACCUACGAUCAGGCUAUUGAGGAAGGAUGGGUUCCCGGAAAGAACCUGUUCCCCGUUCUGGAUGCCGUUGAGAAGGGUACCGUCGUUAUGAACUUGUUGUCCGAUGCUUUCCAGAAGGAGUUCUGGCCCAAGAUGUUGCCUCUCUUGACUCCCGGAAAGACCCUCUACUUCUCUCACGGUUUCUCCGUUGUCUACAAGGACCAGACCGAGAUUGUCCCUCCCAAGGACAUUGAUGUCAUCCUUGUUGCCCCCAAGGGUUCCGGCUUCACCGUCCGUCGUCUCUUCCAGGAGGGUCGUGGUAUCAACUCUUCCUUCGCUGUCCACCAGGAUGCCUCCGGUCACGCCAAGGAGCGCACCAUUGCUCUCGGUAUCGGAAUUGGCUCUGGUUACAUGUACGAGACCACCUUUGAGAAGGAAGUCUACUCUGACUUGUUCGGUGAGCGUGGUGUCCUCAUGGGUGCCAUCCAGGGUCUCUUCCAGGCCCAGUACGAGGUUCUUAGAGCCAACGGCCACUCUCCCUCUGAGGCUUUCAACGAGACCGUUGAGGAGGCUACCCAGUCUCUCUACCCCUUGAUCGGUGAGCGCGGUAUGGACUGGAUGUACUCCAACUGCUCUACCACUGCCCAGCGUGGUGCCCUCGACUGGUGGAAGCCCUUCCACGAUGCCUCCAAGCCUGUCUUUGAGCAGCUUUACGAGAGCGUCAAGAAUGGUUCCGAGACCGCUCGCUCCCUCGACCGCAACUCCCAGCCCGAUUACCGUGAGAAGCUCGAGGAGGAGCUCAAGGAGAUUGCUGACAGCGAGAUCUGGGUUACCGGCAAGACCGUCAGACAGUUGAGACCCGAGAACGUUGGCAAGAACUAAAGGAGCUCGAAGGAUAAAGAAUAACUCUCUUAUAGAGUUCUCUUUAUUUUUUAUUUUUUUUUAAAAAAAAAACCCCAAAAACACAUUCUUCUAAUCUCAUUACAAAACAAAAAAAAAGUCAUCUUAUAGAGGAAAGAUUUGAAUGUGUUCAAUUUUUCUCUUCCUCCUUCAUAUCUAUCUCUUUCGCUAUAUCUUCUUUUUACCUCUAUCUAUCUCUUUACUUUCUUUAUAUAUAUAUAAGACCUUCACAUAUAUACACGCAAAAAUUUAUAUAUAUAUAUAAAUAUUUAUUCCAAAUAAAAAUAAAUAAAUAUCAUAUCAAGCAAACCAAAGCAACCCAAGAAUAAAGUAAUAUUCAGAUCAAAAUGU
Phycomyces blakesleeanus NRRL 1555(-) is the source of this 1585-nucleotide messenger RNA. RefSeq lists its product as hypothetical. Gene Ontology annotation, cellular component: mitochondrion. Lineage: Eukaryota; Fungi; Mucoromycota; Mucoromycetes; Mucorales; Phycomycetaceae. Gene Ontology annotation, biological process: L-valine biosynthetic process. Gene Ontology annotation, molecular function: ketol-acid reductoisomerase activity. The transcript has 3 exons. Bases 23 to 1216 code for a protein of 397 amino acids. The record is from RefSeq and is a predicted model, not a curated record.